Molecule: messenger RNA, 771 nt
Organism: Oppia nitens
Lineage: Eukaryota; Metazoa; Arthropoda; Arachnida; Sarcoptiformes; Oppiidae
Exons: 6
Coding region: 1-771 (256 amino acids)
Source: RefSeq, a predicted model, not a curated record
AUGUAUGGCAGGAUCUUAUUAUUUCGGGUUGAGCCGUAUUGGGAUUGGAACCGUUGGUAUGAUUCUUCAUGUCUGAUGGAUAAUCCAUUUUAUGAGUUUAAAAAGUUACGCGAAUGGGACUGUCAUUUGUGUGAAGAUAUUACACAAUUUAAAAAAUUAUCCGAUAUUAAGGAUGAAUUAAUUGUUGAAAGAUAUAUUAGAAAUGAGAUCCCAAUUAUUAUUGGAUCAGAUAUGAUGAGAGCAGACAUUGAGAAGUGGCCCAUUGCUAGACAUGACUUUGCGUUAAGUCAUAUUCAAAAUAUAUACGAUGAAAAUGAUUGGAAAAAUGUAUGUCUUUUUAAGACUAAUCUUAAGGUCAACGACCACUUAAGUCUAUUAAAUAAAUUAAAAUCAAAUCAAUAUUCAAACAUUGGAUGGGAAAAUUGUAAUUCAAAAACAGAAAAACAAUUGAGAAAGUAUUAUAAUAGACCACAAAUGAUACCACCAAUGCUUGAAAUGACCAUGGGCAAUUGGAUACUCAUAUCAUACAAUUAUAUGAUUGAUCCAUCGCCUGGAACUCAAGUAUUAUUGAUGAUUCAAAUUAGAGGACAAAACAGGAUUAAAGCUGAAGCCAAACAUUAUUGCGCUGACAAAGGCUGUCAACAAUUUGAAGAUAUAUUAAAAGAAAAUGAAAUUUUGAUUAUAAGCGCACGGCUUUGGAAUUUGUCAUAUAUUCCGAUUAAAGCAAACAAUUCAGGUAUUGCUUUAAUAAUUGGUGCCAAAUAUAAUUAA